CCAAAUUAAAAAUAAGAUGUUUUGGGAAAUUUUAAUGUUUGCACGAUCAAAAUUAACAUUAAAAUAGCUAACCAACCAACGCGUAGCUUGUGUUAUUCGUAAAGUGAAAGGAUUUUAAGGAUUUCUGCUGCUAAUUUGGCAAUGUGAACGCUUCAAACUGUGUAUGUAUGUAUUGCUUAUACGAGACUCCUAAAUACUAAGAGAAACAACAACAAUGUCGACGGCGGGAAAAGUCGCUGAGCAAGCGGAUAAUAUGACGCGCUGGUUAAACGAUAAGCUGCUCACAAGCGAAGAGAGGAAUAAUAGCAACAUCAACAACAAAAGCAAUAUGAACACUAAUGCAAAUAAAUACAAUGCUCCAGCGACAAUGCCAAAUAUGCGCAACAAUAGCAAUAAUAAUAAUCAAAGCAAAGAUUUUGAUAAAAUCUGCAAGCAAGCCCGAGCUGGUCAAAAGAUUAUGAUUAUUAUGCGUGGCGCACCCGGUAGCGGCAAAUCAACAAUGGCAAAAUCAUUAGUACAGCAAACCCAACAUUUGGAGCAGUAUACUGUCAAAGACUUUGUAUAUAGCAGCGAUGAUUACUUCAUUACAAAACGUGGCUAUGAGUUUAAUCCCACACUUCUGCCAGAGGCGCAUGAUUGGAACAAGCAACGCGUGCGUAGCAAGGCAGAAGCCGGCUGGAGUCCCAUUAUAGUGGAUAACACGAAUUCCAUGAGCUGGGAAAUGAUGCCUUACGUGCAAAUUGCUGUUGAAUGUGGCUAUAUUUUGGAACUUCUAGAGCCACAGACCAGCUGGGCCAAAUCAGCUGGCAAGUUGGCGCAGCGGUGUGUGCAUCAGGUACCCAGAGAUAGAAUUCAAGCGCAUUUAGAUCGUUUCGAAAGAACUACGGUGCCGGAUCUGAUUAAGAUGCUGAAGCACACCAGGUACACUGUAAGCUUGCCUCAGUGGCGUCAGGAGCCGCCGCUGCCAGCUGUGCCUGCAGUGGCAGCAAUGCCCACGCCACAGUUAGUGCCACCACAGCCGUCGGCGGAAAGUCCCAGCUCUUUCAGGCUUAAUGCCCAUGCACAAAGUUGGGUACCCUAUGAACAGCAUGCGGGCAGCUAUUGGGCACAAGUAAGCGGACAGGAAAUGCCAACCCCUGCACCAUCCAGCAAGUCUAAUACAAAUUUAUUGGAUACCCUUAGAGACGCGCAAGACACCAGAGCGCCAGUUGACGCUUUGCUAGCUACAGCUACAGAGGCGACUGAAGAUGUUCAUCAACGCCAUAGCAUUAACUGUCCAAAUGAAGCAUCCGGUUUCAUGCACUUGCGGCAAAUGUAUCCCAACAAGAAUUUAACAGGUCUAUGGGACUUGUAUGUUAAGUGCAAGGGUGAUGUUGACUGGGCAGUUGACAUACUGCUCAAAGAAGAUGAGCUAAAUGCGGAUGUAGCCGAAUAUGGGGAGGAUACGCUGGUGCUAGAAAGCGCGGAUUUUCAAUGCGCCUGCAGUGGUAUUAACAACGUCAGCAACAGCCUUAAUAAGGACAGCCAACCAACGCCUGCCGUUGCCUCAAGCAAAAUUCAGGCAAAGCCCCAACGCCAACCGCGUGCCAAGCGCACUGCCACAGCAGCCAGCGGCAACAAGGAGCUGCAAAUGCAGAUUGAAAACUGUUUUGUGCUAAGCGAUGAUCAGUACUCGGACCAUACGCGUAAGAUACGCGACAUACGCAAUGGAAUUUUAGAUCAACCGUUGCCAGUGCCCACAGUGGAACCACCGCCCGCCACCGAUGAGGAGGAAAUCGAUGCGGAGGAUCAGGUACUGCUGGAAAUGGAGCUGGGCGAAACGCUUAUUGAGCAGUUGCGUGAGCAUUUUAAGUGGGAGGGCGACUUGCUGCCCAAAGAUGCAGUAGUUGCACCCACCAAGGUGUUUAUGCCACGCGGUCUGGCCAAACAGCUGUACAUGGUCUGGAUGGAAGCCAUGCAUAAUCAGUUCGAAGAGAAACGCCAACAAACCUUGCGCGAGGACGAACAAUUUGCCCAUUUGCUUAAGCAUCCCAAAUAUGCCGAUUGCACUGAACCACCACAAAAUAUGAAUGAACUGUUGGACAUGGAGCUGGCCUGGAGCAUCUACACAAGCCAGAAUGUGGCUGUCAGUCAGGCCGCACGCCAGCCAUCGAAUGAUAUUGCCACACGUCUAACUAAAAUGAAGCUGUGCGAAAAGUUUCCCAACAUACCCAAGGAGACUGUUCUUGAUAUAUUUGCAGAUACUGGCAAUAAUUAUGUGAAGACAGUGGAGCUGCUCGACAGUGACGCGCAAUGCGAUCUAACUGGGGCUCAGCUUUACGAGCAGGCCCUGCGUGAAAGUGAAAAGCUACAUGCCCAAGUUCAGCUGGAGCAGCAGUCAAAGCCACCCAAGCUCAACAGUCCGCGUUCCGUCAAAUCGCAAUCACCGCAGCUACAUGAGGAGGCCAAAUCUGCAGCGUUGCGUGAUUUUGAGGAGACGCGUAAUAUGGCCGCUCAUCAUGCUCAGUUGCGCGCCGAAUGCAACCAUAAGGCAAGCCAGGCCAUACAACAAGGCAGUGGCAGCGUGGCGCUUUACUACUCGGAAAUUGGACGCCUGCAUAAGCAAAAGGUGGAUCUGUAUAAUCACCGUGCCGCCGGCUGCAUUAUGGAAGUGCAUAAGCAUACGCAAAAUAAUCCAGAUUUACUUGAUCUACAUUAUUUGCAUGCGAUGGAGGCUGUCAGUAGUUUGGAUUUAUUCCUAGAUCGCCAUAUAACGGUGCUGCGCAACAAUACGCGUGUCUAUAAGAAUGUCUUUAUCAUAACUGGACGUGGUUUGCAUAGCGUCAAUGGUGUGUCUACAAUCAAGAAGCGAGUAAAAGCCAGAUUAGGGGAGCGUCGCUUGCGCUGGGAGGAGCUCAAUCCAGGUCUGCUGCGUGUCAAACUCUACUCGGCAUCAAAGCACUCCACAAACUUCUGAUCUAAAUACAGAUGGCCAUGACGGAACCGCCGAUAAUACACACGCACCCACAUACACAUCCACAUAUGUACAAAAUGGCAAGCACAACAUGUGCUUGUUUCCUAUAUACACUUUAUUUUUAUAUAAGGUUGUCCAUAAAAUUAAUUGUAUUACAUUUGUGUGUUCAUUAAGCUCUUAGCGGCACAUUCCCCUUUCACACAAUUUAUUUUAAACAUUAACUUCCCUUAAAACUUUAAACUGAAAUUUUAUUUUAAUACUCUUACUCUUUUGCUUACUUAAAAGCAUAUACAAUGUUUCAUAGUUACAAAGUCUGCUUUGAAAUGAAAAAAGAACACUUAAUUUUAACAUUUUUAACUAAGCCACAACUCUGAAGUUGUUAAUUUUAAGUUUAAUGGGGUGCUAUUAUUGCAA
Messenger RNA from Drosophila busckii, 3367 nucleotides. RefSeq lists its product as uncharacterized. Bases 215 to 2956 code for a protein of 913 amino acids. The transcript is spliced from 5 exons. Lineage: Eukaryota; Metazoa; Arthropoda; Insecta; Diptera; Drosophilidae. The record is from RefSeq and is a predicted model, not a curated record.